CUGAGUUUUAGACCACGAGAACAACUGAGUUUUCUGCCGUUUUAACCGGGCACCUCCCAUCUCACGACACCGAACCGGAGCUUAUUUUUUUAUCAGCUGACUGGUAGAAGGACAAAUUUCCAACUGAGGAGCAUCUUGUGUUUUUUUUUUCCUUCAUCAGAGUUUUAAUGGACUCAUCCAAAAAGGAAGAAGGUGGAGUUGAACAGGAACCUGAGAGUUCAUGGGACAAAGUUGUGGAGACUACAGCAAAUACUGAUAAAACAUAUGCCUGUAAUCGGUGUGGGAAGCUGUUUCCUACAGCCAAACAAUUAAGAUCUCACCAAAAUGUUCAUAAAGGAGAGAAACCAUACAUCUGUAACCAGUGUGGAAAAGCAUUCUCCAAUGCAGCCCACUUCAAAACACAUCAACGAACACACACCGGGGAGAAACCGUACAACUGUGAACACUGUGGAAGGGCGUUCAAUGACACAGGCAACCUCAGAACACACCAACGCAUCCAUACUGGGGAGAAACCAUUUAAAUGUGACCAGUGCGAGAAGGCCUUCACUCAUGCAGGCAGCCUUGUGAAACACCAACUCAUCCACACUGGAGAAAAACCAUACUUCUGUGAUGUGUGUGGGAAAGCUUUCACUCAAGUAGGUGACGUCAGGAGACACCAACGCAUCCACACUGGAGAGAAACCAUAUACAUGUGACCUGUGUGGGAAAGCUUUCACUCAAAGUAGUGACCUCACAGCACAUAAACGAAUCCACACUGGAGAGAAACCAUAUAGUUGUGACCAGUGUGGAAAGGGUUUCACUCAGGCUGGUGAAAUCAAAAGACAUCAACGCAUCCACACAGGAGAAAAACCAUAUUCCUGUGUCCAGUGUGGGAAAGCAUUCACCAAAGCAGACAACCUCAAAACACACCAACGCAUCCACUCUGGGGAGAAACCUUACAAGUGUGACCAGUGUGGAAAGACUUUCAGAUUCUCGUCUAGUUUGCGUGAUCAUCAUCUUAGACACACCAAAGAGAUGGUGAUCCCAUGUGAGUUGUGCGAGAGGACGUUUUGGUCAUUGUCUACUUACCAAGGUCACAUGCGCACUCACACUGGAGAGAAACCCUUCCAGUGUAGGCUCUGUGGGUUAUCCUUUGCCACAUCAUCUCAUCAUGCCAAACACAAACGUUGCCAUAAUGGAGUGGAGCAGAACGGCUGUGAACAGACUACAUCUAGAGCCUUCAGUCCUACACCUGAUCAGCAGGACACACUGGAUCAGACGGUGGACGGCUCAGCCUCAUGCGACCCAGACACUGGCACCGUCAACGCUGACUAUGUAGUGGUGACAGUGAAACAAGACAAAGUUGGCCACAAACCUCAAAGUUCUGGGGAGAAAAGGAAACAAAAAAAACAACAUAAAACACAUGCAUGUGACGAGUGUGGAAAGGAGUUUAACACUGCUAGUGUCCUCAGAAAACACCAGCAGAUGCACAGUGAUGAGAGGCCAUACAUUUGUGACCAGUGUGGAAAGACUUUCAAGCGAGGGAACAGCCUCAGAGUACAUCAGCGCAUCCACACUGGAGAGAAACUGUACACGUGUGUCCUGUGUGAACAGGCUUUCACCAGUGGCAGUCUCCUCCGAGUGCACCAGCGCAUCCACACUGGGGAGAAACCGUACUCCUGCAUGCAGUGUGGGAAGGCUUUCAUCAAAAGUGGCCAUCUUAAACGACAUGAACGUAUCCACACUGGGGAGAAACCACACAGCUGUAUUCAGUGUGGGAAAGCUUUUGGACAAGCAGCGAACCUCAGAGCACACCUACGCAGCCACACAGGAGAAAAACCCUACUCCUGUGUCCAGUGUGGGAAGGCUUUCAACAAAAGCAGUCAUCUUAGACGACAUGAACGUAUUCACACCGGAGAGAAACCGUAUAUCUGUGAUGAAUGCGGGAAGGCUUUCACCCAACUGAGCAACCUCAGAACACACCAACGUAACCACACUGGAGAGAAGCCAUACACCUGUGGCCAGUGUGGGGAGACUUUUAUUGAUGAAGGAAAUCUUAAAACACACCAAAACGUCCAUGUGGAGGAUAAACUGUAUUUCUGUGACCAGUGUGGAGAGGCCUUCAUUGAUGAGGAUAAUCUCAGAACACACUCAGUCUUCCACACAGAAGGGAAACCAUGUAUUUGUAGCCAGUGUGGGAAGGUUUUCACUGAUGAUGAAGACUUAAGAAUACAUCAAGACACCCAUACAGAAGAGAAAGACUCUCUUAAACAAGGCAGAGUUGGCCAGAAAAGUCAAAGCUCUGGAGAGAAAAAAGUGCUCUUAACCCAAAGAAACCGCUGUAAAUCACAUGUUUGUGAGGAGUGUGGGAAGGCAUUCAUUACCGCUAGUGUACUUAGAAAACAUCAAUGCAUGCACAGUGAUGACAAACCAUAUGUUUGUGACCAGUGUGGAAAGGCUUUCAAGCGAGUGGACAGCCUCCGAGCUCACCAACGCAUCCAUACUGGGGAGAAACCGUACAUUUGUGUGCUGUGCGGAAAGGCAUUCACUAACGCGAGUCAUCUCCGAGUACACCACAGGAUCCACACUGGAGAGAAACCGUACACCUGUGUCCAUUGCGGGAAUAGUUUCAUCAAAGCCGACCACCUCAGGACACAUGAACGCAUCCACACUGGCGAGAAACCCUACGGCUGUGACCAGUGUGGUAAGACUUUCAGACAAGCAGUGAACCUCAGAACACACCAACGUAUCCACAGCGGAGAGAAACCAUACAUCUGUGACCAAUGUGGGAGGGCCUUCAAAAAUACAAGUCCCCUUAGAACUCACCAACGGAUCCACACUGGAGAGACACCCUAUAUCUGCGAUCAGUGCGGAAGGGGUUUCAGAUCGUCAGCUAGCUUACGUUAUCAUCACAUUUGGCAUGCUAAAGAGAUUGUUAUUCAAUGUAAGAAACAAGGCAAAGCUGCCCCAACUCAGGCAAAAAUGAAUGAACCACACACCUAUGACCAGUCUGAGAAGUCUCUCACCAAAGUGGACAACCUCAGAAUCCAAAAUGGUGAGAAACCAAAGCUGUUUGACCAUGGCAAUAAAACUGUCUCCAAAAUGGAGGUUCCCAGGAAAGACAGAGGCCUCCACAUGGAAGAGGAAAUGUUUGUUUGUUACCAGUGUGGGGAGGCCUUCGCUGAUGAAGGAAACCUGAAAACACACCAGGACCUCCACACAGAGGAGAAACCGUACAUUUGUGGUCAGUGUGGAAGGGCUUUCACAGAUGAAGGUUGUCUAAAAAUGCACCAAGACAACCACAUGGAAGAAAAAGUAUUCUUCUGUGAUCAGUGUGGGGAGGCAUUCAUUGACGAGGAGAAUCUAAGAGCACACCAAGAUUUCCACAUGGACGAGAAACCACACAUUUGCAGCCAGUGUGGGGAGGUUUUUGCUGACAAAGGUGAGCUAAGGUCACACAAAACCUCAACCCCAGAGGAGAAACUAGACACCUGUGAUCGGUGUGAGAAGAUUUUUGCUGAUACAAUGACCCAAUCACAGCAACAUAAUUACAUUGAAGAGAAACCAUUCCUCUGUGGCCAGUGUGGGCAGGCUUUCACUGACAAAAGUGAGCUGAAACUACAUCGAGACAUCCACACAGGGAAGAAUCCAUCUGUGUGACACCAAUCUGGGUAUGGGUAGGCUGUUGGACACAGGGAAAUUAACAUCAACAUGACAACAUAGAAGACAAACUGUCCGUCUGCAGUGUGUACUGGGUACUGUAAAAAAAUGUUUGCACCAAAUAUGUCUGAUGAAAACCUAGCAAUGAUGUAUAAUUAUUUCAUUUUAUUAUACAAUAUAAUUAAAUUAUAUCUCAUAAAGUUCUAAUGCUAUUUCUCUCCAUUCAUUGAUGUUGAUGUAUAUGUGAAAAUAACUGACUGAAAUUUAUA
Molecule: messenger RNA, 3907 nt
Organism: Sphaeramia orbicularis (orbiculate cardinalfish)
Lineage: Eukaryota; Metazoa; Chordata; Actinopteri; Kurtiformes; Apogonidae
Product: zinc finger protein 585A-like
Exons: 7
Coding region: 168-3638 (1156 amino acids)
Biological process (GO): regulation of DNA-templated transcription
Molecular function (GO): DNA-binding transcription factor activity, RNA polymerase II-specific; RNA polymerase II cis-regulatory region sequence-specific DNA binding
Source: RefSeq, a predicted model, not a curated record